AUGUUUGGAAGCAUUCUUCAAAAGCAGCAGCCGCAGUUCCCCCAAGUCCUACAACAACCCUCGCUGCCUCGCCCGCCGCAGGAGUCGCAAAAGCCGCAGUUGGCACCCGAGGCGCAGCAUCCUGAACCCCCUCAGAGGCCGGCGCCAGUACCGAAGCCGCAGCAGUCAAGGCCCAAGGAAUCCGAGAGUCCCCGGGAGCGGAGAGAACCUCAGGGAUCACCACAGAAAUUGCAGCUUUUCCCGCAGUUACGACAAUCACAAGAAUCACAGCGGCCAAGCUUGCCAGACCGGCGGCAAGUCAAGGUGGACAAGCUCAACCUGCCCGCAGCCAAGGAGUACCGGGAUGGCUCCGUGCCUUACGAGAUAGUGGUGCCGCAGAGAUCGACGUCCCCUUCUCCGACAGGCUCAUCAUCGGUUGCCGUCUCUGCCCAUGAUCAGGCUCCUCCUGCAAACAACAACCUUCCUCCUCGCGUGUCCUCGCGGGCCCGAUCCAACACCACCACAGCAGUGGCCAACUUCCCCAAUCCCGCCAUGAACAAACCGCAAUCGCAGAUGAGGAAAAGAACAUCGUCUGUUUCUACCCCCUCCCGCGCCCCCCAAACCCUGCCCGCAGACGCCGAACCGAUGCCGGAGCGACGUGACCGCCUCAUCUCCAAGUUCCACCGAAAAGAAUCACUAUCAGACGACACUGACGACAAAGUCACUCACUCGACCGAAUCUCUUGUUUCUGCUCCGACACACGCACCGCCACAACCUCGAUCUAUCCUCAAGAAGCCAACGGCACCCCCGCCGCCUCCCCCUUCCAACCGCUCAGCCGAGCACAUUGCGCCUCCAAAGCAGCACCAGUCCAAACCCUCCGAGGCAUCUACUAUCCGGAGUGAAACAGACGAGGAGGGGGUUGAAAAGGCUCUGUACGAGGCCGUGGAGAUUUCCAUCGCGCGCCAGAUUAGUGUGUCAAGGCAGCAGCGGAGAUUGCUGGUGCCUCUCGACCGCUCCGCUUCAAGGAGGGGUGCGAACUCGCCAGACGCGGCUGCCAAGAUCAACCUGGGCAAGAAUAAGAGGCUCGUCGAGACGAAGACCGCGGUGCCGGUCCUGAUCCAUCAGGCUAACAGGACGAACUUUUCGCACGGGGGAUCGCGAAAGAGCUCGCGUGUGGUUCUCGAGGGGGCGUGA
Messenger RNA from Trichoderma reesei QM6a, 1173 nucleotides. RefSeq lists its product as uncharacterized. NCBI's taxonomy places the organism in Eukaryota, Fungi, Ascomycota, Sordariomycetes, Hypocreales, Hypocreaceae. The coding region runs from base 1 to 1173 and encodes 390 amino acids. The transcript has a single exon. The record is from RefSeq and is a predicted model, not a curated record.